ACUUUGACCUUCAGAACCUCUGGGAACCUUGAUGAUGUUCUUCAAAUUAUGGACAUGAAUGUUAUAAGAAUAAAUACGUCUUGAUGACAAACAACGGUGUUGUUGGAUUAGAAGAGAAUAAAAUAUGUUAAGAACUUGUAUAAUAUUUUAAAUACGUCUAUUAAAUACUAGCCCUAAUGAGUGUCAGUACUUCAAAACUAUAGCGAAAUUGCCAUCGGAUUCGUGCAUAGAAAAUAAGGAAAAUAGUGAGGAGCAAAUUAUGUGAUGGAAUAAAAGUAAUUCGGUAUUCCUGUUCUCGGAUUAUUCUUUUGGGAUAUUUGGGAGUAACUGCCACUUUACCUUAGGAUAUACAUAUCUCUGAGGAAUUUAAAAUUUCGUUGAAGAAAUAUUGUGCAAGCAAGAAACCAAAAAGACUGAUCUCCGUCUUCUAUCUGCCAAAGAGACGAAUAAAUCGAAAAAAUAAAAACGUAUAAGGAGCACCUAAACACGACGUCCAAGACAAAAUACCUGCAUGCUAUAAAAACUUUAACACUGUGUUCCUGCGGGUUUUAGUCGUUCUCAGAACUCGUAAAUCUUCAGACAGACCCCGAAGUGAAAUUAUACACGGCGAAAGAAAAAACAAACAGAUUUAUCGGCUGAAAAAAUACCUCAUUUAAAAAUACGUGAGCUUAAAAUAUUCGGUGAGAUUUCAGUGGAAGACAACCUAAAAGUCAGUGGGGUUUAAGUCAUUUUGCGAACGCCGAUAGAUUUUCGGUGACUAUAGAAUAAAAAAGGAAACAUGGAUUUUACAAAGGAAAAUGUCAAUCCGAACCCAAGGGACAAGUCCACCCCUUUUGGAAUAUUAUUUUUUACGUAUACUUUUGGCAUGUUUAAAAAGGGCUACUCCAAAACCUUACAAGUAGACGACCUCUAUAAUCCAAUCAAGAGCGACAGGAGUAUGCUUUUAGGAGACCGUUUGGAAAGAGCAUGGAAUAAACUAUAUGAAAAAGACAAAAAUACAAAGAAAAAGGCGAGUCUUUUGGUGGCCCUAAUUGUCGCCUUUUGGCCGGAGUAUACUAGUUUGGGAAUUAAUAUUGUCCUUAUGUCGAUUUUUCAACUCGUACAGCCUCUUGUAUUAGGACAGUUAUUGGACUUUUUUCGUGUAGGAUCUCAUCUGACAAGAACAGACGCUUUAUGGUACGCCGGAGCUAUGUCACUAUGCACCUUUUUACUCGCUCUUUUGAACAAUCAGUACAUCAUGAACGCUUUUCACUACGGUAUGAGAGUCAGAGCUGCUUCUUGUGCUCUAAUUUAUAGAAAGGCCUUACGUCUAAGCAAGACAGCACUUGGAGAAACGGCCUCAGGGAAAAUAGUGAAUCUACUCUCAAACGACGUCAGUAGAUUUGAUUUAGUAACAAUUUUUAUUCAUCACAUGUGGGUAUCUCCGUUAACGACCAUCAUAAUUUUGUAUUUUAUGUGGGUCGAUGCUGGAUGGGCGGGGAUACUUGGAAUAGUAACGGUUUUUGUGGUGGUUCCCAUUCAAGGUUAUACUGGUAAACUGUCUGCAAUUUACCGAAAAGCCACCGCUCUAAAAACAGACGAAAGGGUGCGACUUAUGGACGAAAUAUUAUCGGGCAUUCAAGUAAUUAAAAUGUAUGCGUGGGAAAAACCAUUUGCCAAGUUGAUAAAGUAUGCUAGAAAAGUCGAAUUAAAGGUUAUUACUAAAUCUUCGUACGUAAGAGGACUCUAUAUGACCUUCAAUAUUUUUACCACCAGACUGGCCUUAUUUACCACUUUACUGGUUGUGGCAUUGUCAAAUGAACCCAUUACUGCUUCAAAGGUUUUUGUAAUAAUGUCUUACCUAAACAUCAUUUCUCAAACGAUGUCUCAAAUGUUCGUGAGAGGGAUCUCAGAAAUCGCCGAACUAUUCGUAGCCAUUAAACGUCUGGAAGAAUUCAUGCUCAACGACGAAUUUUCCUCUUUGGCACUACCCCAGAAUAACAACGAGUACACAACCCAUGCCCAUUUACUGAACCUUCAUGACUUAACAGUAAAAUGGAACGCUAGACUAUCAGAUAACGCGUUGGAGAACAUCAAUAUUGUAGUGGACAGAGGGCAGUUGGUUGGUGUUAUCGGACCUGUAGGAAGCGGAAAAAGUUCUUUGCUGCAGACGAUAUUAGGUGAACUGGAACUUGAUUCUGGAAAAUUAGAUGUCAACGGUACGGUUUCCUAUGCCUCUCAAGAAGCGUGGGUUUUCGCAGCAACCGUUCGCCAAAAUAUCCUCUUCGGUUCCGAAUAUGAUAAAAAGAAAUACAACGAUGUUGUAAAGGCAUGUGCUCUGGAGAGGGAUUUCCAGCAGUUCCCUCAGGGAGAUUUGAGCAUCGUCGGAGAUAGAGGUGCCUCAUUAUCUGGAGGCCAAAAAGCUCGAAUCAAUUUAGCCAGAGCGAUAUACCGGGACGCGGAUAUUUACUUGUUGGACGAUCCUUUAUCCGCUGUGGACAUACACGUUUCUAAACAUCUUUACGAUCAAUGCAUUAACGGGUACCUUUAUAAUAAAACUAGGAUCCUGGUGACUCAUCAAGUGCACCAUCUAAAAGAUGCUGAUCAUAUUAUAAUUUUAAAUAAUGGUCGCAUUGAAAACGAGGGCAACUUUAAGCAAUUAUCCGAGAGUGAUAAUUUAUAUGCUAAGCUAUUAACUGCUGAGCCGGAAUUAACGGAGGAGCCGAAACUGGAACUUAGUAAGAAAGAUAGGAAAAUGUCAGUUAAAAGUAUUAAGUCUCUUGCUAGCGCUAUGAGCGAGUUAAGCAUACCAGAAGCUAUGCUAGCUGAACAAGAUGAUGACUCAGAGGAGGAACGUGAGCAGGAAAUUAAACUAAAAGACCUGCAAGAAGAAUCGUCAAAGGGAAAAGUGAAAGGCAAUUUAUUUUUAAAAUACUUCUUUGCUGGAGGAAAUUGCUGUUUUGUAUUACUGGUGAGCCUUCUUUAUAUACUAGCCCAAGUUUUGGCCAUGGGAGUCGAUUAUUACGUUACAUUCUGGGUUAAAAUCGAGGAGUACAAGUUGACGGUCAACUCAAUUAACGGAGACAAUUGGAAUAUUACUUCAACUAAUAGCAGCCAACCCGAAUUAAUACCUCCUCCACCUUUCUACUUCAACGUCAACGACUGGGAAAGAAACACGUUUAUUUACAUAUAUGGCACCCUAGUUAUCAGUUUGUUCUUGGUAGCUUUAACUAGAUCGAUGCUGUUUUACAAACUAGCCAUGCUCAGCUCUCAGAAAUUGCACGACAGCAUUUUCUAUAGCGUUAUCAGAGCCUCGAUGAGAUUUUUCGAUACUAAUCCAGGUGGCAGAAUUCUCAAUAGGUUUUCUAAGGACAUCGGCUCAGUCGACGAGUUGCUGCCAAAAGCUAUUUUGGAUGCAGCACAGCUUAUCCUAAUGUCAGUUGGAUCAAUUAUUUUAAUAACAAUUGUCAACCCAGUGUUCCUCGGGGUGGUCGCCGUUAUCGGAAGCAUAUCGAUGGCAUUUAGGCAUGUGUACCUAAAAACUUCUAAAAAUAUUAAACGGCUUGAAGGCGUUAUGAGAAGUCCAGUUUUCACUCAUCUGAACGCCACCAUUAACGGUUUGACAACGAUAAGAGCGUUUGGCGCUCAGACAAUUUUAAAAUCUGAGUUCGAUAAGCACCAGGACUGUCAUACUAGUGCGUGGUUCAUGUUUAUCGCUGCCAGUUCUUCGUUUGGAGUUUAUAUGGAUUUGUUGUGCGUCGUUUUUACUACUGCGAUAACGUUCAGCUUCUUGACUUUCGGAAGUGGUCUGCCGGCAGGUGAUGUCGGUCUUGCCAUAACUCAAGCCAUCUCACUUUCCAUGAUGGUGCAAUGGGGUCUCCGUCAAUCCGCCGAAGUAGCAAACCAACUGAUGUCCGUCGAAAGAGUCUUGGAGUAUAAAGAACUUCCUCCGGAAAAGGAACCUCUGCAGCCAAAGAAGCCGCCUCAAAACUGGCCUCAGAAAGGCGCGAUUACGUUCGACAACAUGGGAUUAAGAUACCACGAAAAUGGCUCCUUGGUUUUAAGGAAUUUAAAUUUGAAAAUCGACCCCAAUGAGAAGGUGGGUAUUGUUGGUAGAACGGGCGCGGGAAAAUCUUCAUUAAUUGCCGCACUGUUUCGCUUGGCUGAUGUCGAAGGCCGAAUAAUGAUUGACGACUUGGAUACAAAAGAUUUACAACUUGAGCAACUUCGAUCCAAGAUCUCCAUUAUACCUCAGGAUCCUGUUUUGUUCUCUGGAACCCUUCGGUACAACCUGGACCCCUUUGAGGAAUAUAGCGACGACGUUUUAUAUAAAGCGAUUGAAGAAGUGGAGCUUAAGGACCCUGCGAAUAUUAUUAACAGGUUGGAGAGCCGAGUUAUGGACAGGGGAGCUAAUUACAGCGUAGGCCAAAGGCAGUUGAUUUGCCUUGCAAGAGCUAUUGUUAGGAGGAAUAAGAUACUUAUGUUAGAUGAGGCGACUGCUAAUGUAGAUCCACAAACUGAUGCUCUUAUUCAAAAAACUAUUCGAAAGAAGUUCGCUGACUGCACGGUACUUACUGUGGCCCAUCGUCUUAAUACCAUAAUGGAUUCGGACAAGGUGCUGGUAAUGGAAUCAGGAACAAUGAUGGAGUUUGAUCAUCCUUAUGUGUUACUGCAAAACCCUAAAAGUAUAUUUUAUAACAUGGUGGCAGAGAGUGGAAAAGCUUUAAGUGAACAGCUUAAAAAAGUUGCUAAAGAUAGUUAUCAACGACAAUCAAGUUUACCUGAGUAAAACAGUUUCCAGUGUGGUUAACAGUUUAAAAUCAAAAGUAAAUGCCAAUAAUUAGUACUUAAUUUUUUAGAUAGGCAUUUUUAUAGUAGGUACCUGGAACUUGAAAAAGCUUAUAAUACUAUAAACAUCUGUGAUCUAAAUACUUAUUUUAGAUAAAUAUUUCAUGUAUAUAAUAACAGAUUAUAUAUAUAGUUACAGGACUUAUAUAGACUGAUCCCUAGUUAGGAGGAUCAUCUUAUUCGGUACUAAAUUACACGGACUAUUAGAUUUAGAAUACAUAAUGUGCAUUAUAAAACAUAAGGUGCUAUAAAAAAUAAAUUUGUUAUUUUUGUAAUUUCUUAUAUAAAGGUUUAACUUACUCAUAAAAAAAUUAAAGGUGCCAAUAUACAAAUUUCAAUAAAUAAUUAAUUGUUACUUUUUACAAAGUUUUUUUUUUCUGCAAAUAGACUGUAACUUGGUGCUCACAAUUAAAAUAUAUUUUUAGUAACUAGUUGUAACAAAUAUAUUUUACUAAAAUUGUUCCCAAUUAAUUUUAAGAAAAUAUGCAAUUGUUCUAAAAUAAUAAUAAAAGCUAAAAUUUA
This is a messenger RNA of Anthonomus grandis grandis, 5349 nucleotides long. Its product is annotated as ATP-binding cassette sub-family C member 4-like. The record is from RefSeq and is a predicted model, not a curated record. Lineage: Eukaryota; Metazoa; Arthropoda; Insecta; Coleoptera; Curculionidae. Gene Ontology annotation, biological process: transmembrane transport. The transcript is spliced from 20 exons. Bases 779 to 4768 code for a protein of 1329 amino acids. Gene Ontology annotation, cellular component: membrane. Gene Ontology annotation, molecular function: ABC-type transporter activity; ATP binding; ATP hydrolysis activity.